Messenger RNA from Chenopodium quinoa (quinoa), 1299 nucleotides. RefSeq lists its product as uncharacterized. The transcript has 2 exons. Bases 157 to 1056 code for a protein of 299 amino acids. The record is from RefSeq and is a predicted model, not a curated record. NCBI's taxonomy places the organism in Eukaryota, Viridiplantae, Streptophyta, Magnoliopsida, Caryophyllales, Amaranthaceae.
UCCAACCCAUUGAAUUGCUCUGUCAGUAUUAAUAAGAAGAAAAAAGCAUUAAUGAACAUAUCCCUGCCUUGCCUCCUCCUCUUGCUUCUCCUCUCUCUCUGAGUUCUCCGUUCUCCAUUACAUUAUAAACUAUUUGUUCUCAGCGUCUUCUAAGCAAUGUAUUCAUCAAAAUCGAAAGUGUAUCCAGGGAUAGAGGACUUGCCAGGUGAUAUGGUUGAAGUAUUUUCGAUAUCAAUAGAACCUUACUACACUGAUGAUAUAGAAAGUGUUGAACUUGAAGGUUUUGUGAGGUUAUUAGAUAACACAGUUUCUGUUGAUGGUGGUAUUGAUAUGUUCAAACCUUCAGAUAAUGAAAACUCUAUAAUGUUUCCUAAUGAAACCCAACAACUACAUUUGGUUGGUCCGCCAAAUUGUGUAAGGUCCGAUAACUUUACUUGGACUUUAUUCCUUAACCUCAAGGACAAGAGUCAUAAUGUUAACUUAUGUCGUGGGCUUGUUGUUUACUCGGGUUCAGCUCAUGAGAUGACUUGCGAUAAACUUACUUCCACUUUUGUUGGAGGUGAAGAUGGGCAUGCUAUGGUGCAUUCCAUCUUCUAUACUGAUGCGGUACAAGCUGCUGUGAAAGUUCGUCUUGUGGAAGGACUACGUGGCUAUGGUGAUUGUGCAAUUUAUGGUCAUAUACGCGCUUACAGCAGCAAAUUUGCUUCUGAUUGUGAGUAUGAUAAAGUGUUUUAUAGAUCAACUCUGUUCUACGCGUCACAAGAAAAGCCUAAGAAGUUGGUGGAGGGGGAUUGUUUUUCACUGUCAAGAGAUAAGGUGGCUGUGCCAUUGGAUAGCAACCUUUGUCUGGAUGUAUAUUUGACAGAUGCGUUGACUGAGCAUGUAGUGUUUAGAGGUACUCUUGAGCUACCAGUAGAAGAAUGUGGUUCAGUCGUCAGGAAAUAUGAUGGGAUUGAGGUUUCAGCAACCUAUGAUAUUUCGCCUCCUCAAAUAGAUUGGAAGACGAUGAAGCCGUCGGAGUUUCAAAUUAUUGGUAACAAGAGAUACUUGGUGUAGAGCAGCACGAGUCAGGAGAGGGUACGUUGUGUCUGUCUUCACAGUACCAAAAUUGUAUUUUGAAGAUGUGGUUCAUCCUGUUUUAACUUAAGCUAUCUAAUUACGUUUGUGUUUGUUAAUUUUAAAAAUAAGCACUUUGAUGCUCAGUUUAUUGUUCCUGUUUGUGAUAUAAGUAUUGGUUGUGUUGUAUUAUAAAUUUAUGACGGUGAAUCUAUAUUAAGUACUUGUUUUCUAGACCUCUCA